Messenger RNA from Thalassophryne amazonica, 1166 nucleotides. RefSeq lists its product as uncharacterized. The record is from RefSeq and is a predicted model, not a curated record. NCBI's taxonomy places the organism in Eukaryota, Metazoa, Chordata, Actinopteri, Batrachoidiformes, Batrachoididae. The coding region runs from base 47 to 805 and encodes 252 amino acids. Gene Ontology annotation, biological process: response to bacterium. The transcript has 5 exons.
AACUUGAUGUUGCUGGGUUUUUUCCCCCACAUCAUCAUCCUCACACAUGGACGGACUGAGUAUUGUCAUAGCUCUCUUAGAAGCUGUUUCCUGCAGUCAGAACUGGGUCUCCGGAUCAGUGCUUGAGCUGACGGUCAAUCCAGGAGACAAUGUCACUCUCUAUUGUGACUGCAAAUCCUCAACUGGACAAUACACAAUGUGGUUCAGGAACUGUUCUCAUGAGAACCAGCCUGUUCUUGUUCUCAGAACUAGAUUCCAGAACCACUGGGAAUGCAAAAGUGCAGAUAUUCUGAAUCUAUCCCAUCACUUUCGUGUAUCAAAGAAUGAAUCGUCUGAAUGCUUUGACCUUCUAAUCAUGAAUACGACCAAGUCUGACGAGGGUCUGUACUACUGUGGAACUGAAUACUUCGAAGUGGGGGAUAAAGAACACAACAUGACUCCAAAAUUUCUUUACAAAUAUGGCAAUGCAACAACAAGGAUCCUGCUGAACUCCAGUGAGCCUCAUCACCAGACUCCCUGUGACUGUGGUCUUUGUUGGACACUGCUGUUGGCUCUGUGUCCAGCUUCAGUUGUGCUUUCUUCUGUCCUCUUCUCGCUGCUGGUUUAUCUCUUUUGUCAGAAAACAGCUAAAGACAAUCAGGUUGUUCAACAAAGUUAUGAUGCACAUCAAACAAGAGAGACACAGGAUGAAGAUGUGUGUUAUGCUGCACUGGACGCCCGUCCAACAUCACAGAGACCAAAGAAGAAGAAACCUCAGAGCUCUGACUUCAGUAUCUACUCUGCCAUCAAAACCCCCAACACAUAAAGGAACCAAAGAAGUCAAUUUAAUUUUUGUAGCGUCGAUCAGUGAACAUUGUGUUAGAAGCUGUGUAACGCUGCUGUAUACAAUAGCAAGCAAGCAAAGAUUUAAAACAGCACACUUAUUUUUUGAGUUUUAUUUUAGAUGUUGGUAUAAUGAAUAUCAUCAAAGUUUGAAAAGUCGGACCCAUAAUUAGUUAAGUAGUUGCCUCUGUACACAACAGUGAUGGAGUUGAAUUGAAAGAAAGACAUACGUGUAGUGAAUACUGCUAGCUUUAAUUCAAGGGGCUUUGUAAAAAAAAAAAAAAAAUUGCAUUAACUAUUUAUGAUUUACAGCCAUUCAUUGUUUUUCAGAGACAAACUAAAUA